AUGGUCGCUGCGAGUGAAUUGGCCAGCGAUGCCGCAGAGAACGUGAUCACUAAGUCGACUCGUGGGGAGCAGGUUGAAAUUGGCCAGCUUUACAACGCCCGCAUUGGCGGGAUCAUCCCAAGCAUCUCCGUCUGGCGCCUCGACGACAUCAAAGCGGGGCAGGAGGUCGUUUCAUGCCCAGACACGACCUUCGACUUCACCACCAGCAUGAAGGACCUCCGGAAGCACCACAACCUCGACGCCGAAGGCUCCGUGGAGAUCGACUUCGGCAUCUUCGCGCUCAGCGGGUCCGCCCAGUACCUGAAGAACACGCAGCACCACGAGCGCGAAGCCCGCGUGGACGUGUCCUGCACCGUUGUCAAGCAUAGAAGGUACAUGCCAAUGGAGCUCUUGAAAAACAUGAAGUUUCAAAAUUUCCUCGACGACCCUCGCGUCACGCAUGCUUUCAUACCCAUUUCGGGCAAGCUGAGCAUGGAUUGGGAGGAGGGCGAGGAAGAAGACUUCGAGGGCACCGAUAUCGGUGUCCGCGGCGCCAUCAAGGAAACCGUCGGCACCAUCGAGGACGCGGCUCGGGUCGGCAAGGAGUUGCCCACAAAGUUGAGUGAGCUGAACAAUUCGCUCAAGAUGGUGCUCCUCCCCCUGUCCUUCGUCGACUCCGAGGCCCGCCGCGUCGUGACGCGGCUCGACGCGCGCACCAUGGAGGACGUAUCUGCUGCUCUGGAGACUGCAGAGGGCGUUCACUUGUCUGCUGAGUCCUUGUGCGUCGCAGUGAAUGCGUUCCCAUGUGUAGAGACCCAGCGCAGAAACUUCGCCACCGCCUUUAAUUCCUGCGUCAUUACCUUCCGCACUGCCGUGCGUGGCUUGGUGCCGAAGCUCAGGGACGGGGAUAGCAGCACCACCGACGAGGACACCCUUGAGCUCCAGCACGCCGUGGAUCGCAUGACGCGCCAGACGAAGCCUGCCAUUAAGUACGUGGAGCUGAAGAAUCAGGAGUCCGCUGUGCUGGCUUCCACUGUCAAUUUCCUGUUGGAGACCGGCUUUGCCAACUACAUGGGCCCCGUGGCCAAGGUCCAGCCCGCCAUCGGCAGCAGCAAGCCGCGCAUCUUGCUCUCCCUGGCCGGAAAGGACAUCAACAACCCGUGCCACAAAUUGGAGACAUCGUUGACAUGCGACGCCGUCGCCGUCGACGGCGAUUCGGAGGAGGAGGAGGAAGAGUGGUUCCAUCGGAGCUCCACUGCGUCUCUGCUGCAGAAAUCCUUCGCCGACGUCGCGGCGCUCCAGGUCGAGAACAAGGCGGCCAGCUUCGACGCUGAGUAUGGGGUUGGGAUCGUGAACAAGGGAAUCCCCGUCUGGUCGACGGACGAGAAGAUGAAAAAGACAGACAACGUCAAGCUGCGGUGCAACGAGCAGACCAUGCAUGUCCAGUGGGAGUGGCUGCAGCAGAACUCGAUGCCCCCCCGCAGCUUUCGCGUGCUCUGGCGGCCCCGCCCAAACGCCGACUUGGACACCUUCGAUCAGAGCGUCGACGAAUACGCGGCGGUCGAGUGGAAGGAUGUGCCUGCGGGAGUGCCUUACGAGUGCGUACCGGGAGCGCAGGGGGGCGCUUGCCGCUGCGAACUCGGCCCCCUGGGUCCAAAUGCGGACUUCGAGGUGUGCGUGCAGACGUGCUCCGACAUUGGCUUCUCGGCGCGCUCCCCUCCGAGCGUCAAGCGGACGGGCAAGCUGGCCAGUGCCGCCAGGGACAUAAUCGCUUUUUACCAUGAGAAUAAGGCCCGGCUCGUCGGCGGCAAGAAGCCUUGGGAGUCUACGGAGGAUUCGCUCUUCCUUGGCUCGUGUACCGUUGCAAGGAGAGCGUGCGAGAGCGGCAAGUUCGCAGGAAAACUGGCUGCCAUCAUGGCCGACGUUGCGUCCGACUUCAAGCCCGAGAUCACUCUGGGCCCCGAGCAGGAGGCGCGGGCGCUCGUCCUCAUGUUUGCUGGCCCCACGGGGGCCGGGAAAUCAACGGAGAUCAACGCGUUCGUCUCGUUCUUGUUGGGCGGCGACCUCGCGGGCACCCACCGCAUCAUGCUGAUCGAUGACCGCGCUGCCGACCCGACGCAAUCCGUCACCCAGCACAUCAGCGUGUACCGAUUGCGGCCCCUCGGGCCCCGAUUCCAGGGGCAUGCGCUGUACAUUGUGGACACGCCUGGCUAUGGCGAUUGCAGGGGGCACGAGGCGGAUAACUUCACUACCGCCGCCAUGGCAGAGUUGUUCAAGAUGAUCGAGCACGUCAACGCCGUAGUCUUCACCUGCAAGGCGAACGAGGGUAAGACGAGCCCGGGCAUGGUUGCCGUGGCAACGCACAUCUUCCAGCUCUUCAGCAAGGAUGUGCAUGGGUGCCUCCGUGCCGUUCUCACGCACGCUGAUGCGGGAGCACCCCAGGCCGUCGCCAAUCUCAAAGCGCUUGGUUGGCCCGUGGACAAAGGCUACGCUCAAGUAAACAACUCUGCUUUCCGAGCCCAGUCCACAACCGACGCCAACGUGCGCGACUGGUGGAAAAUGUCAAUGUCGGGCCAGAAGCGCGCGUUGGACAUGUUGCUGCGCAUGGGGCCGGUGUCUACACAGAAGAGCGCGCAGGUAACCACGAAACGCAUGACGCUGGAGGAACGGUGCGAGCUCGCUGAGAAGAAGAUCUUCCGCACGGCCCAGGAGACCCAGAGCCUCCUCGCCAACCUGCGGGCGAUCGCAGAGGCGGCGGGCGCCAGCCCGGGCGAAAAGGUGAGGGUCAGCACUGUCAUCGUCAAGGAAGAGCCGGUUGCUGAUGGGAAAAAGACUACCCUCUGCUUAAAAUGCCACGUAACUUGCCACGAAAUUUGCGCUUUCGAUGACGGCGAGAAGCAUCAAUGCAUCGCAAUGGACGAGAAUGGGCAUUGUAAGAUAUGCCCUAAGAAAUGCCACUACUCCGAGCACAGGAACGCUAUGUUCAUCUUGCGAUCGGAGACGCAGUGGGAGGAAGUCGUGCCUGAGGAUUUGAUCAAUCGCUGGAACAAGAACAACAACUCCAUCGAGGGCGCCGUGCUCGGCGCCAUGGACAAAUACCUUGCCCUGCAGGACGAGCUCACCGAUGACGUCAGGGCCCUGGCCGCGCUCACGGAUGAGCUUCACAAGACAGCUCUCUUGCACGACCCCGAGCGGUUCCUCAAAUAUUUGGACACGCUCAUCGCGUCCGCUAAGGCGCGGGGCGCCAGCAGCGAGCAAUUGCAGGCGCUCAUGUCUGCCAAGAAUACAAUGAAGAUCGCCGCUCGAGCGGCGUCAGCGGAGGGCUAUACGAAUGCGGAGCCCGAGCUGCUCGCGCGGGCCACGAGGAACGUCCGCGGCGAGAUGAAAAGGCGCACUCAGAUGGGGGCCAAGGCGCGCGCCAAGGAGGAGGAACAGCCCUGCGAUAUCUACAACAAGAUCUACCAGAGCCUCCCCGCGCCGAUUCGAGAGAAAGCCCCCGUGCCGCUUGCAAGCACCGGAAUUCUCUUCAAAACGGCCCCGAAGUGGCCGGAGAACUUGAAGGCGAUCGUCAAACUCAUGGACGUCAUUCUCCAGACCGGCUGCGUAAUGGGCACUGUGACAGCGGACUGA
Molecule: messenger RNA, 3609 nt
Organism: Prorocentrum cordatum
Lineage: Eukaryota; Dinophyceae; Prorocentrales; Prorocentraceae
Source: the annotation of a GenBank genome assembly